Molecule: messenger RNA, 552 nt
Organism: Closterium sp. Yama58-4
Lineage: Eukaryota; Viridiplantae; Streptophyta; Zygnematophyceae; Desmidiales; Closteriaceae
Source: the annotation of a GenBank genome assembly
AUGGAGCGGCUGGAGCAGUUGGAGCGGCUGGAGCAGUUGGAGCAGGUGAUUGAAGGAAAAGGUGGGGAUUUGUUAACUUCUCUCUCUCAACUGCGCAGCUCGUUCAAUGAGGUGGUGGAGAAGCGCGUGCAGACUUUGAAGCAGGAGGAGCAGCUGAUGCAGGAACUGAAGAAGUCGCAGCAGGUGAUGCAGGAACUGAAGCAGAAGAAUGAGCAACUAAAAGCGGAGCUGGAGGAGUUGAAGCAGGAGCAGAAGCUGAAGUUGCUGAAGCAGGCGCAACAGGCGGAGCGGGCGGAGGCGACGGAAGAGGGGGAGGAGGAGGAGGCGGAGGAGGAGGAGGAGGAGGAGGAGGAGGAGGAGGAGGAGGAGGAGGAGGAGGAGGAGGAGGAGGAGGAGGAGGGAGGAGGAGGAGGAGGCGGCGGAGGAGGAGGAGGCGGAGGAGGCAGAGGAGGCGGAAGAGGCGGAGGAGGCGGAGGAGGUGGAGAUGCGUUUAGAAGGAAAAGGCCGGGAGGUUUUGACUUCUCUCCCUCACCCGCGCAGCGUGUUCAAUGA